AUGAUGAACUCUACCUUGCUUUCAGCCUUACUUCUCUGCAGCCUCAGCUGGAUCUCUGUCUCAGUUUCUGAGUCUCAGACUGUGGAGGUCCAGUCUGGCGAAGAGGUCACACUGCUGUGCUCCAACAUUUCCAGAAGUUCAACUCACACAUUCUGGUCCAGACUCGUUAACAGAGCCAAGAUCAGCUGUAUCGCUUCUGCAUACGGGUCUAACAUGAAUGCUUCAUUCUGUGAUGGCUUUCAAAAUGGAAACUUUGAAAUGAGAUCCAACAUCUCCACAGUUUUUCUUAAAAUCAAACAAGUGGAUUUAUCUGACUCUGGGAUGUAUUUCUGUGGAUUUUACAUUGAUGGACACACAGUGAUUAAUGUAAUACAUUUAAAUGUUCACGGCAAUGACGAAUCUCACGAUGUCGUCACUGUUGAGUGUGAAGAAGAGUUUGACGGAAUAGCAAAGCUGAUGAGUGUGAUCCUGGGCGGUCUGACUGUUUUCCUCAUAAUGCUCAUCAUUUGUCUGAUUGUUAAAAGCAGGAAGCUUCAGACAGCUCAUAAUGAAGAGCACAAUCCACAAAACCAGAAUCUGGGCUCAGAUGACCUGAACUAUGCUGCGCCCAGUUUCCAUCCGAAAACAAAAAGAAACCGCAGGCCUGCAUCAGAGAGAGAAGUGGAAACUCAUGUUAUUUACGCUGCCAGCAGGAAGACUUAGGAAGCAACUGUAACUGCAGAUCAGAGUAAAACUGAUGCCUUAUUAUAUUAAUGUGUUGAAGGGAUUUUGUGUGGCUCAAGUUACCAUACCUUUGUAAAAAUACAUACUGAAA
This is a messenger RNA of Siniperca chuatsi (mandarin fish), 814 nucleotides long. RefSeq lists its product as uncharacterized. NCBI's taxonomy places the organism in Eukaryota, Metazoa, Chordata, Actinopteri, Centrarchiformes, Sinipercidae. Gene Ontology annotation, biological process: response to bacterium. The transcript has 5 exons. The coding region runs from base 1 to 702 and encodes 233 amino acids. The record is from RefSeq and is a predicted model, not a curated record.